Molecule: messenger RNA, 2373 nt
Organism: Pyrus x bretschneideri (Chinese white pear)
Lineage: Eukaryota; Viridiplantae; Streptophyta; Magnoliopsida; Rosales; Rosaceae
Product: auxin efflux carrier component 2-like
Exons: 6
Coding region: 155-2098 (647 amino acids)
Biological process (GO): auxin polar transport; auxin export across the plasma membrane
Cellular component (GO): endoplasmic reticulum; plasma membrane
Molecular function (GO): auxin efflux transmembrane transporter activity
Source: RefSeq, a predicted model, not a curated record
AAAAAAAAAUAAAAACAACAAUAACAAAUCCUCUUUCUAUAAGAGAGGCAUCAACAACCGUUUACUCUUCCUCUCCAUUUCUCUCUGCAACCCUCAUGAAUUUAAACACCCCGAACAACAAAACCCAUAUCUCCGUAUUUGAAAAAACACAGCCAUGAUUACUGGCAAGGACAUUUACGAUGUUCUUGCAGCCAUAGUCCCCUUAUACGUGGCUAUGAUCUUAGCCUACGGUUCCGUUAGGUGGUGGAAAAUCUUCACGCCCGACCAAUGCUCCGGCAUAAACCGCUUCGUCGCGGUUUUCGCCGUCCCAUUGCUCUCCUUCCACUUCAUAUCCUCCAACGACCCUUACGCCAUGAACUACCAAUUCAUCCUCGCCGACUCCCUCCAAAAAGUCGUUAUCCUCGUUGCCCUCUUCCUCUGGCAAGCCUUCUCCAAGCGCGGCAACCUCGAGUGGAUGAUCACGCUCUUCUCCCUCUCCACCCUCCCCAACACCCUCGUCAUGGGCAUCCCUCUUUUACGCGCCAUGUAUGGCGACUUCUCCGGGACGCUGAUGGUUCAGAUUGUCGUUUUGCAGAGCGUGGUCUGGUACACUCUCAUGCUCUUCAUGUUCGAGUACCGCGGCGCGAAGCUGCUCAUCUCCGAGCAGUUCCCGGAGACUGCAGCUUCAAUCACGUCGUUCAAAGUUGACUCUGACGUCGUUUCGCUCAACGGUCGAGAGCCGCUGCAAACCGACGCGGAAAUCGGCGAUGACGGGAAGCUUCACGUGGUGGUGAAAAGAUCGAAUGCGUCGUCUAUGGUAUCUUCCUUCAACAAGUCACACGGGUUGAACUCUUUGAAUUCGAUGACCCCACGGGCUUCGAAUCUCACGGGAGUCGAGAUUUACUCGGUGAAGUCCUCUCGUGAGCCCACCCCGCGGGCUUCCAGCUUCAACCAGACGGAUUUUUACGCCAUGUUUAACGCCAGCAAGGCCCCAAGCCCCAAACACGGAUAUACAAAUAGUUUUCAAGGCGGAUUAGGGGACGUUUAUUCGGUGCAGUCAUCCAAAGGGAUGACGCCGAGAACUUCGAAUUUCGAUGAGGAGGCGAUGAAGAUGAAUAAUAUGAGUUAUAAGAAGAGCGGGGCGAGGAGCAUGAGUGGUGAGAUCUUCAAUGGUGGUCCGGCCUCUCCGUACCCGCCUCCGAAUCCCUUGUUUUCAGGGUCUACGAGUGGUGAGCUGAAGAAGAAAGAUAGCGCUAGUGGUGGCGGUGGUGGUAGUGGUGGGGCAGCGCCUAAUAAGGAGCCUCAUAUGUUUGUUUUGAGUUCAAAUGCAUCGCCAGUUUCCGAAGGGAAUCUUAGACUUGCGGUUGCUUCCACUGACUUUGGCGCGACCGAUCCUUCCAAGGUUGCAGGUCUUCAUCAACAUGAUAGUGCUGCUGCAUCGAAAGGUAUACACGAAUUAAUUGAGAAUAUGAGUCCUGGGAGGAAAAUGAGAGGAGAUAGCGAGCUUGAGAUAGAAGAAGGAUCGAAUAAAUUUCCACCGAGUGUGUCAUCGUACAGUAGUAGUUGCCAAAAGAAGGUUGACAUGGAAGGAGGUGUAGCAAAGAAGCACCAAAUGCCUCCAGCAAGUGUCAUGACUAGGCUUAUUCUCAUCAUGGUCUGGAGAAAGCUCAUUAGAAACCCCAACACUUACUCCAGCCUUCUUGGCGUGGCAUGGUCUCUCAUAUCAUACAAGUGGAAAAUCAAAAUGCCAACAAUUGUAAGUGGAUCCAUAUCAAUAUUAUCUGAUGCUGGCUUAGGAAUGGCUAUGUUCAGUCUUGGAUUAUUCAUGGCCUUACAACCAAAGAUCAUAGCUUGUGGAAAAUCUGUUGCAACAUUUUCAAUGGCUGUUAGGUUCUUAACAGGCCCAGCAGUGAUUGCUGCAACUUCUAUUGCUGUCGGUCUUCGUGGAGUUCUUUUGCAUGUAGCAAUAGUUCAGGCUGCUCUUCCUCAAGGCAUAGUUCCUUUUGUAUUUGCCAAGGAAUACAAUGUCCACGCGGACAUACUUAGCACUGCUGUUAUUUUUGGAAUGCUUGUUGCCUUGCCUGUGACAAUACUCUACUAUAUUCUUCUCGGGCUCUAGUUUCUGAGACAAUCAAGGCAGAAGAAAAACACAUACAACUGUAUAUCCAAGUCAGGGUUAGGUGGAUGGAGAGGAUCAAAAUGUCCUUCAGAAAGAAAAUCAUAUGCAUGCCAUUGGAUUCAGUGUUCAACAAAAUACACACCAUGCUCUGCAUGUGACAACUGAGUACCUUGAUUUAGCGUUCACUUAUAUAUAUUUAAUUUUGCUUCCUCGUGGUAGUAUUAUAUUAUUAUUAUUUUAUUUUUUGGUGCAGAAAUAUUAGUAUAUUAGUUUGG